AUGACCUCUGGAAAGUGGCAACCUGAGUCCUCCCUCAUUGAUCGGUACAAAUCGGAGUCGAAUAUUUACCAGCUUAGUUACUGUGACGAUUCCGAUGAUGCGGAGGACUGUCAGAGGCCAGAAGACCAGAAGGUGUUGGCCGAGUUGAAACGGACAGAGUCCUUCAUGGAGUUGAGCCCACAGAAGCCUUCCAGAUCCCCACUUGACGCUAUUCGACAGCUUGUGAUUGAUAUCGGUGACGCAGCAGCCCUCGAUGCCGUCCCCCAGUUAGUUCGAGUGCUACAAGAAGAAUUUGCACCGAACGGUGGUGAGGACAAUGACGUAGCUGCCAGCAUACCUUAUCCUCCUGUAGAUGCGUUUACUCUUGACUUACUUGAUUACCGACUUGGAAGAAAACCCGACGCCUUGGUGUCAGUACCACCCGCUCCUGCUUGCAAGUAUGAAACCUUGGCCGCCCACGAUCCGUUUGACAUGGACUUUGAUUUUGAAGUAGUUUGCAAGAAUGGGCUUCCGGAAAUACCUUUUAACCCCACUGGUAAUGAGAGGUCGCCGUUACACAAAUCUGGUGGAUUCGGUCCCUUCCUCGACUCGCUGCUGAACCGAUUGGGGAGUAUGCACAAGAAUUGCUUCUACACAAAUCUGCUGUUAACUGACAUAGUUUUAAUACUUGCGAGUUUUCACCAGCACCCUCUGGCUGAAGUGCUGCUGGGGCUUGUGGAUAUCCAGUGGAAAGUACCUGUGAGAACACUUUAUCAGGUGCUCUUGGAUGUAAGAAAAGACCUUGAGUUUGCGCUGGCCGCGAUUCCGAACUGGCGUGUGCUGGUAGAACAGGCCACGCGCUUUCUGCAUGGUCCGAGUGAUCGAAAUCCAGAGAAGGUGUUGCCUCCACCUGUUCUGGUGCAAACUGACUUGGGUGUGGAAAGAGGAAGUGCUAAGGUGUCACAACAAGAGCGUGCUCGAAGUGCAUCGGUUAGUCCACCAGUUCCUACUCCUCCUCCUCCUGCUGCUCCUCCUCCUCCUCGUCUAUCUCAACAACCGCGAGGUCGUCCACAUGAUCCUGCCGCGUUCACCAGACCACCUCCUGCGUGCAAUCGGUCAGCUAGUGUGACUCCCGUGAAUGUGCCGCGUUGGCGGACGAAGGUCCUGGAGCCGAUGGUGCCAACGACGCCACCAGCACUUCCUUCAGCACGACAACGACGCUCCUCGAUCGACCGUCUGUCACAGCUGUUUGGUCUGUCUAAUUCGUCGCCGACGCCCACGUGUCCCCCACCCACACUAGUCAUUCCUGUGUGUACGCGUAAUAUCAUCUUCGCGUACGUAGUCUUCAACGACUUUUGUCUUGAGCUGGCUAGCCUAUGUUGUGAGCAUGGCGUCGCGUUUGCCAGCGUGUUACCUGGAUUCGAGAAGACACUUGACUUGGAACACUAGAGUGGAGGACAGAAUGCCAUUCAUGAGAAGCUGGAAAAUACGCAGAACCGCGUUGAUUCGGAAGGGUAUGCGUUUGCAGUGGAACAGACCGUCGUGGAUGUUGAUAGUCAGCAGUAG
Molecule: messenger RNA, 1545 nt
Organism: Mesocestoides corti
Lineage: Eukaryota; Metazoa; Platyhelminthes; Cestoda; Cyclophyllidea; Mesocestoididae
Source: the annotation of a GenBank genome assembly